AUGUUGUGCUCCGAAUUUGCCAAGGCUUCCCAUACUUUCAAAUUAUUAUUUCAACACAAGUCCAUAAUACAAAAUCAUUACUUGUAUAAUAUUGAUACGUCAUCAACAUUCAGAAAAUAUUCUUCAUUGACAAAGAGCUCCGGGCGAUGGCUGGAAAGGCAAAGACGAGACGCCUUUGUCAAGCAAGCAAAAAUUCACGGAUAUAGAUCACGAGCUGCGUACAAGUUAUUAGAAAUUAAUGAUAAAUGUGGAAAGUUUUUAGAAAAGAGCAAAAUAAUUAUUGAUUUGGGGGCUGCUCCUGGCAGUUGGUCUCAAGUGGCUGUUGAGAAAAUGAAAUCAAACAGUAAAUUAAUAACGAUUGAUAUCCUUGACAUGGAGACAAUACUUUCUCCUGAAAACAAGAAUAUUAAAAUAAUUCAUUUGAAAGGAAAAUUCGAGGAGAGUAUUCCACAAAUAAGAAGCCAUUUGAAUGAAGACGAAUAUGCGGAUUGUUUGUUGUCUGACAUGGCACCAAACACUAGCGGAGUGAAAACACUCGACCACAACAGAAUUAUUUUCUUGUGUAACACAGCCAUCGAUUUUGCAUUUGAGGUUCUCAAACCAGGAGGGUGUUUAUUGAUGAAAAUUUUCAGCGGAUCUGAAGACGCCAUUUUGAGAAACGAGUUAAAACAAUACUUUGAAGACGUGCAAUUCAUAAAACCAGCUUCAUCUAGAUCAGAAUCAAGUGAAACUUAUGUAUUUGCAAAAGGAUUUAAGGUGUAA
This is a messenger RNA of Naegleria lovaniensis, 762 nucleotides long. RefSeq lists its product as uncharacterized. Gene Ontology annotation, biological process: RNA methylation. The transcript has 5 exons. Gene Ontology annotation, cellular component: mitochondrion. Gene Ontology annotation, molecular function: rRNA (uridine-2'-O-ribose)-methyltransferase activity. The record is from RefSeq and is a predicted model, not a curated record. Lineage: Eukaryota; Heterolobosea; Eutetramitea; Acrasida; Naegleriidae. Bases 1 to 762 code for a protein of 253 amino acids.